Molecule: messenger RNA, 2466 nt
Organism: Blumeria graminis f. sp. triticale
Lineage: Eukaryota; Fungi; Ascomycota; Leotiomycetes; Helotiales; Erysiphaceae
Source: the annotation of a GenBank genome assembly
AUGUCAAAAUUUAUCGAUAACACUGCGCAUUUCACAGCGAAUCCAUUGACAAAGAUAAUUUCAUACUUUAAAAAGUGUUGCGCUUUCUACAAUUUCGACAUGUCACAAGGAACGCUUGCUGAAGAUGCUGAUUUACAGUCUAUACUUGAACCUUUAGAAAAUCUAUUCACUUCUCUAACUUUUUAUGCUCAAAAUAACGCCGUCCCAUCCUCCAUCAACGAAGACAUGGAUAUUCGCCUCACUUCUAUUACCCAAAGACUCACUCUACAUAGCAUUCAACUGACUUCUUUCAUACCACUAAUCAAUUCCAUAAUAUCUAAUGCUACAGAUAUUGAAGUUUGGAAUGAUGUGACCGAACUUGUCGACACCCACGAGCCUAUGCAAUCGCCUGAGACGAAUGUUCCUUCGGCAAAACAAGGUGAUGCGCGUCACAGGCGGUGUACGGCCCCAUACGAAGGAGCCGACCAGAUCAUGGAUACUUUGAAAGGAGCGCUUCGUACUGAGCUGGCCGGUACCAUUUUCGAAAAUGUCGGUGGGUUUUAUGCGAAGUAUUUUGAAGGGACAACAUGGGCAGGCCAGUGUAAGGAGAUCGCAAAGCGCUACGAGAAUAGGCCAGACAAAUCGACGUUCAAGUUUCCCAAAGACCCAACAGAGAAGAAUGUCUGGCAAUGGAUAAAGGCGGUCCAAGCUGAGUUCAUCGAGCCGUACAAACCCGAUGAAUCUUGUGAAAGUAAGGACAACUUUCCCCUUCGAGCCGAUGCAUUCCACACGACGGGACCCGGACAGAUCGACGGAGGACUAGCAAUACGACAGAUUGAUAUCUUCAUCAAGAGUCGAGAAAAGGCUGCCAAAGCUCAUGAUUGGCGGGAUAUCCUUGUUCUGGGAGAGCUGACUGAGCUUUCUUCUGCACAGUGGGUCGACAAGUUUCUCCAGCUCUCGGUCUACAUGCGGGAGAUAUUUUCGGCCCAGCCACUGCGGCAAUUUGCACACGGGUUUCUCAUGUUUGGAACGCAACUGCAGUUGUGGAUCUCGUGGAGAGCAGUCGGCCGACUGUCUGAAGUUGAACUCUUGAUGAGAGCACGCAACGUGAGGGGAGUGGCAACACUGAUUGGAUCGCGGAACUACGUCAAGAUCAGCGACCUUCGAAGUGGGCUUACUUUUACGGAAGAGAUGAACAAAGACAUCCAUCCUCUAGAGAUGAAGAUGACGACGGCUGGCAACUCGUUACAAUCGGGAUCGUCGAAUCCGGAUGGAAACGUCGAGUUUAGCAAGGGCGUCAAGCGUGAAAGCGAGUCGGUUGCUGGUGGAGCCAACAAAGAAUUACGGAGAAGUAAAAGAUCGUGUGUCUUGAGUAUUUCGAGGCAAGCCCUUCACAAUGCCUCAAAGGCGCGUGUGCGCAAAAAUGGAAAGUCGACUAGCACCCGGAAGAAACCUGUGUCGAAAACCAUUCUUAAUCCUGCGACAACUAACGCCAAUCCUGUGACGCAAGAUGCGACUUCCGAAACGUCAUCGGUAUCAAUAAGUUUACGUUCGAACUCGUCUCUGGGCAAACGACCCAGGAAUGCAGAUGAGAGUGAUGCUGAAGUCCAGACGGUAUCGGAGCCUGAUCUUAAGAGACUUUGCAUUUCGAGCAAUGUCGGGGAGUCUUUGUCGGAAGCCGUAGCUGAAGCUGUGUCCAAUCAGGUCACUAACGAUCCAAGUGCUCCAGCUGAACAGGCCGUUGAUAAUGCCGAAUCGGUUCCUGCAGUCAGUAAGGCAGAUGUCAUUAUGGCAGACGACUCAAUGAUCUAUCGGAAUCGUUGGGAAACAGUCAUUGCCGCCAAACCCUUCGGUCGAGCCAUUGAUGAAAAGACAACACCCAUGGAACUGAUCUGCGGCCUACGAGAUGCGAUUAAGGGUCAUCAAUCAUUGUAUAUGGAGACUAAGAUAUUGCACCGCGAUAUUUCGAUGAACAAUAUCAUACUCACCGAUCCGAAACGCAAUGAUGGAUGUCAUGGGGUGUUGAUAGACUUGGACUUGGCAAUAUCGCUAACGGAUGACGACUGUUCCGAAAGCUCGAAAACGUUAACUGGCACAAUGGAGUUUAUGGCUGUUGGACUCUUGUAUCAGUACGCAUAUGAAACCAAGAAUGGGUGUUACAAUACUUAUCGACAUGAUUUGGAGUCAUUUUUCUUUGUCUUUAUAUCAGUCUGCAUACGAUUUGGGUGGGGGUCGAAAAUAUCACCGCAUCUCGGCAUGUUGAGAAAAUGGUACAAAGGCUUUAAAUCGAAUACGCUUGAUGUGUUCUCACCAAAAUUCGCAUGCUUGAAAGGACUAGCCUCGACGCUACAGAAGAUCUUGUUCGAAAGAAAGAAUGCCCUGUGGUUAGAGACAGACCCAUGUCCGCAUAACCUAUACAAUGCGAUUCUGAAGGCUUUCGACGAUGUAAUCAUGAAGUUGAAAUGUGAGUCACAAUCUUUUGAAUGA